GUCAUAUAGCUGGAAUAUUUCUGAGUGCGGCGUUACACAACAAACCAAACCAAAAAAAGUGAAGGAUAAAAAAUGAAAGAUAUUUUUCAUGGAGGAAACUGUUUCUUGCAUAUCAGAGCGUUACUAUCAGUUGGGUAUUUAAAUUCAACAGCAUUCACAUCAGUAUCUAUAUUAAGCCACAACUAACUCGUGUCUUUAUCGUCUCCAUACCGGCGUGCCCAGUCAUGACUUCUGACAGUGUUGUACGGUUGUACACCCGCGGGAGACGUUUUCUGUAGGACCAUAUCCCAUCCAUCAGCGCCAGGUUUUUGGUGAGGCUUUGAUUUCACGUCAGACAGACCAGCUCUUCUUCAGUUUCCUGAAGGUGCCGUGACAUACAUGACCUCGAACAGUAUAAACAUGAUACAAUCUGACACAAGCUACCAUUACAUCUAUAUAUGGAUGCCUCUUGGAUUCCGUCAGUUCGGCCACGCAUCUCUGUAUCUUAGCAAUCGCCAGUAUGUCAGUUUGUGGCCUCAAGAAGUAAACUGUAGGCUAAAGAAGAAGCAAAAUCUGUUCAAAUCCAACCUUCAUGGUGACAUUAACGAAGAGGGCACGGAUCCUGACUACACAUACAGGAUUUCGGCCACAGAAUUAGACCUGGCUAAAAUGAUGACGUUCUUGAAGAACCAAAAGACCAUACCUCCCUAUUCCUUACUGCUUCACAACUGUUGCUCGGCCGUGUACCAAAUCUUACAUGCAGGCGGAGCCCCAAAGAGUCUAACAAUUAUCUGGAGACCAGAAACUUUGCGGAGAUACUUCGAAAUUUAUCUGGGCGGUGGAUCCAACUUUACAACUCUGUUCAACUUGCCAGGAUGGGAUUCCCCUUUUAAAGAGAAAAUCACAUUGCAUACAUGGAAAGCUAGGGAUGGAACGGCACAACACUUUGCAUUAUCUCUGGAUUACUCAGUGUAUGUAAGCUGGUGGCCCCGUACUUCACAGGCAGCAGGGUAUGCUGCGUCCAGCUUAGAGGAGGAUAGGACAAAGAUGGGCAGGGUGGAGGAUGGCACAUAUAUCCUUCCUGGCAAUCAGUUGGAGUACCACUUAAUGAGGAGACGUUGGAAGAAAAUGUUGAAAGAGGAAACAUCUGCUAUGGGGAGAACUACCUCGGACUGGGUGAUACAUAACAUUCUGAUUGCAGGCGGCAUUUCUGUUUUCCAAUUACAGGAAAUAAUGUCUGCAAACGGAAUGUUUGAAACCUUAAGCAGAGAAUGAUGACAGAGGGAAUAUUUGAAAUGUGGUGAGCUGACUCGGACUGGACUGGAUGAUACAUAAAGGUCUGAUUGAAGGCGGCAUUUCUGUUUUCCAAUUAUGUGAAAUAAUGUUUGCACCUUCAGCAGAGAGUGAUGACAGAGGGACUAUAUGCUUGAAGGUUGCGCCUCUGAUUUCAAAUGACUGGAAAUAACGUUUGCACCUUCAGCAGAGAAUGAUGACAGAGGGUAUAUAUUUUGGACGGUUGUGCCUCUGAAUUCAAAUGACUUGAAAUAAUGUUUGCACCUUCAGCAGAGAAUGAUGACAGAGGGAAUAUUUGAAAUGUGGUGAGCUGACUCGGACUGGACUGGAUGUUACAUAAAGGUCUGAUUGAAGGCGGCAUUUCUGUUUUCCAGUUAUAUGAAAUAAUGUUUGCAUCUUCAUCAGAGAAUGAUGACAGAGGGAAUAUAUGCUUGAAGGUUGCGCCUCUGAAUUCAAAUGACUUGAAAUAAUGUUUGCACCUUCAGGAGAGAAUGAUGACAGAGGGUAUAUAUUUUGGACGGUUGCGCCUCUGGAUUCAAAUGACUUGAAAUAAUGUUUGCACCUUCAGGAGAGAAUGAUGACAGAGAGUAUAUAUUUUGGACGGUUGCGCCUCUGAUUUCAAAUGACUGGAAAUAAUGUAUUCACCUUCAGGAGAGAAUGAUGACAGAGGGUAUAUAUUUUGGACGGUUGCGCCUCUGGAUUCAAAGGACUUGAAAUAAUGUUUGUACCUUCAGCAGAGAAUGAUGACAGAGGGUAUAUAUUUUGGACGGUUGCGCCUCUGGAUUCAAAUGACUUGAAAUAAUGUUUGCACCUUCAGCAGAGAAUGAUGACAGAGGGAAUAUCUGUUCGAAGGUUGCGCCUCUGGAUUCAAAGGACUUGAAAUAAUGUUUGUACCUUCAGCAGAGAAUGAUGACAGAGGGAAUAUAUGUAAUAAUGUUUGCACACAGGAACCUGCUGUAUAUCCACAUUCUCUAAAAUACGGUGUCAGUCAAAUGACGUUUAUGUGGUGGUUAUAUGAUGAUUCUCGUGAAUUUAGGACGUGCACAAAUAUACAGAAUGAAUUAGAUUUAACUAACGUUUCCCAAACUGUUGUUGCGAUAUGUAUCAAGUCCUGCAGCUGCAACCCCAUAGAGGCUAACAAGACACCAGAAACCUUCCGAUCGAUGUCAACAAUGAUUUAAUCUCCCACCUUCUCAAAUAGUAUGACUUGUAGAGACAUUUGUAGAUGAGAUGUCAGACAUUAACUAGAUGGAUGGUUACGAUGGCUAUGGUGUUCUACUGCCCUCGAAUGAAAUGAUCUGAGUAUGGUCGUAAGUCCAUAAUCAUUUCGUUUCCGGAGCGUACCUCGAAAAUCGUUCAAUAUACUUCAAGGAAAAUAGGCAGAUAUAUAUAAAGAAACUCCUGAGCGGAGACUUUUGCUAUUUUAGGGUUUUUUGCAUUUUUAUUUUUCUCGAUUUCAUUGAGACAACGUGGAGUUGCCGUUUCAAUAGCACAAAUUGAAAACUGCAAAAGAUGUUUCAUCCAAAGAAGUUCAUACUUCACCAUUUCCAAAUCUUCACAGAGUCGUUUAAACCAUGGUGAGUUUUUGCUGCGAUUAUCGUUGUUUAAGGGUAAUAUCACGGCACUAAGUGCAGCAGAUAAUUGAAUAAUUUCAAAAACUUCAUUUGUACCUUUUGACGUAUAAUCCAUAGAUGUAUCAUGAAAGUCAUUUAAUGAGACUCAGUUUAACUUAUUUUCCAAUGUGUUUCCCUCGAGAACUGGACCCGUGAAGAUCCGGUGUAGAAUAGGUCUUCAGCAACCCAUGCUUGCCAUAAAAGGCGACUAUGCUUGUCGCAAAAGGCGACUAACGGGAUCGGGUGUUCAGGCUCGCUUACC
Haliotis rufescens (red abalone) is the source of this 3147-nucleotide messenger RNA. RefSeq lists its product as uncharacterized. The transcript has 4 exons. Bases 379 to 1254 code for a protein of 291 amino acids. The record is from RefSeq and is a predicted model, not a curated record. Lineage: Eukaryota; Metazoa; Mollusca; Gastropoda; Lepetellida; Haliotidae.